CCGAGCCGAGCCGCCCCAGCCAUGCAGCCGUGCGCGGCCGCGGGCACAUGGGGCAGCCCCUGAAGCGGCGCCUCGACGUGCCCGGCGCGGUGCCCUCGGUGCUGCGGCGGCGGCUGCUGCUGCUGGGCGCCAUGCUCGGCCUCUGGCUCUGCCUCUUCUACUCGUGCGGCGGCUCCUGCGCCGGGCUGGCGGCCCCCGGGGGCUCCCCGGCGCCGCGGGGUCCGUCGGGGGGCGGCCUGCCCCCCCCGCCCCCCCCGGGGCUGCCCGAGGCCGCCCGCCCCAUCUCCAGCCUCGCCGACGGCACCGGCAGCAAGCGGCUGCCGCAGGCCGUCAUCAUCGGCGUGAAGAAGGGGGGGACGCGGGCGCUGCUGGAGUUCCUGCGGGUGCACCCCGACGUGCGCGCCGUCGGCGCCGAGCCCCAUUUCUUCGACCGCAACUACGAGCGGGGCCUCGCCUGGUACAGGGACCUCAUGCCCAGGACCCUGGAGGGGCAGAUCACCAUGGAGAAGACCCCCAGCUACUUUGUCACCAAGGAGGCCCCGGCCCGCAUCUCCUCCAUGUCCAAGGGCACGAAGCUCAUCGUGGUGGUGCGGGACCCCGUGACCAGAGCCAUCUCGGACUACACCCAGACGCUCUCCAAGAAGCCCGAUAUCCCCACCUUUGAGAGCCUGACCUUCAAAAACAGGACUACGGGCCUGAUCGACACCUCGUGGAGCGCCAUCCAGAUCGGCAUCUACGCCAAGCACCUGGAGAACUGGCUCCUCUACUUCCCCAUCGGGCAGAUCCUCUUCGUCAGCGGGGAGAGGCUGAUCAGCGACCCCGCGGGGGAGCUGGGCAGGGUCCAGGACUUUCUGGGCCUCAAGAGGAUCAUCACCGACAAACACUUCUACUUCAACAAAACCAAGGGCUUCCCCUGCCUGAAGAAGGCGGAGGGCAGCAGCAAACCCCACUGCCUGGGGAAAACGAAAGGCAGGACCCACCCCGACAUCGACCAGGAGGUGGUGCAGAGGCUGCGGGACUUCUACCGGCCUUUCAACAUGAAGUUCUACCAGAUGACGGGGCAGGACUUCGGCUGGGACUGAGGCUGGUGUGGGAAAGUCCCCUGUAGUUACUUGCCCAGCACGGUUUGCGUAUAUAAAGAGAUAUAUAUGUAUGUAAAA
Molecule: messenger RNA, 1160 nt
Organism: Cygnus olor (mute swan)
Lineage: Eukaryota; Metazoa; Chordata; Aves; Anseriformes; Anatidae
Product: heparan sulfate glucosamine 3-O-sulfotransferase 3B1-like
Exons: 2
Coding region: 48-1082 (344 amino acids)
Molecular function (GO): [heparan sulfate]-glucosamine 3-sulfotransferase activity
Source: RefSeq, a predicted model, not a curated record